CACAACAAUACUGGGAUGAACGGUAUAUUGUGGAGGGGGUCGAGAUGGGAUCUGCACUGCACAGUGGACCGGGGCGCCUCUACGGAGUUGUGCUCUGUGUUCCAAAACGACCAAAGGAUGACAGACUCCUUGGAAGGGAAGAAUGCUGACCGAGGAAUCAGAUCGGCUAUCCUCGCAGUAGUUCGUCGUUACACGGUGAACAGUUAAUAGUCACAUUCGUACAAGUAGGGCAUUAGUUUUACAAGUAGGCUCUCUUUCGGAUUUCUAGAGCGGCUAGUUGUUUCGCUAGGUACUGAGUUUAACGCCUGAUCGAAGUGCCAGCCGCCGGAGCGAUGCCUGUAUUGGUAGUUCGAUGCUCCAAGAAUAGGACUACGAAAAACUCAAGAUCAUUGGUGGUGGUGGUGGUCGUACUGGUCGUACUGGAGUCUGGAAGACGGCAUUCUAUGGACCUGAUGUGUAUGUGAGUGCGCAAGUUUGUAUGUAGUUGGUGGAUGGGUCCGGUCAAUUCGCUCAGUUCCCACUCCUGUAAUGUCGAUCCCAGCGUCUACAAUAAGCAGAGUUAGCCAAUGUAAUACUCCGCACUGUAUGUAGG
Molecule: messenger RNA, 592 nt
Organism: Aaosphaeria arxii CBS 175.79
Lineage: Eukaryota; Fungi; Ascomycota; Dothideomycetes; Pleosporales
Exons: 1
Coding region: 16-207 (63 amino acids)
Source: RefSeq, a predicted model, not a curated record